CAGUUUGAUCCUAUUUCAUCCUUCUUCUAGAACUAAAAGGUGUAAUACCGACAGACCCCUUAAGUUUGUCAUACUGUAGGAUCUUUAAGCUUAAAUCGCUUGAGGCGCAGUUGCUGGGUAUGUCAUCCAGAAUACUUAUGAACCAUCUGACAUAAGCGAUAGUUAUUCUUAUUUUGUGGAAAUCUGCUUAUGUUUUCAUUUCGUUUCUGAUUCCUAAUCAUGUAUAACAUGAUUGGAACCGAAACAUAGUAAUAAUAGACACAAUCCUGAUCCUUUAUACAGCUGAUGCUGUGAUUGUGUCGAUUAUCCAAGAUGUUAAUCAGUAUUCCCGAAUGUCACCUCUUCCAUAUAAGAUGUAGCACCCAACUAAGAGAUUCUUGAGUCAAACUUUACUUGAACAUUUCAUAUACAGUCUUUCUGUUAUUACGGUCCUUACAGUUCUUUUUUUUAUUAAAAUCAUUCGUUUCAAAAUGCAUUUCUCUCCCCGUUCUCUUAUUGCCUCUGUGCUUUUGGUUUCUGCUGUUCAAGCAUAUCCUGGUCUUCAAGCAGACUCUGCUAGUACUGAUCUAGCUACUACAAUAUCAGGGACUGUUUUGGAGACUCCUCCACCUUUAGAGGGGUCCUUUGAUAAUGCUGGGCUGUUUAGAUUCUUCGUAAGAGCCGCGAAGAAAACGACUGCAAAGACCACUGCAAAAACCAUUGCAAAAUCAACAGAGGUUGCACCAACGACCCAAAAAACCACGGCUGUAGCAACAACUCAAAAAACUACAGCCGUGGUAAGUACACCAACGACUACCUCUGUCAAAGCUACUGAAACUCCUAUUACGAGUUCGGUAAAAAGUGGCUCGGACCCAAGCACCACGACCACUAGCUCGAAAUCUUCAGUUUCGAGCAGUAGUUCUAUUUCUACUCCUACUUCAGCAAGUUCGCUCUCGACAUCUAAAGUCUCAUCUUCUACUAUUUCUUCCACUUCAUCGACCAGUGUCAGUAGCACAUCUGGCUCUGUCAUAAGCACAGGUUCUCUAUCAUCAGGAUUUAGCUCCAGCUCCGUCUCUGGCAGUUCAGGGACUGGAACCAUAACUUCCUCUUCUCCACUCACAUCCUCCACCGGCUCAGUCUCUUGCUCUGUAUCUAACACCGUGACCGAUAUCACCUAUUUCGUCUCCCCCGCAACCAACACUCUCGGUUCCGUUACAAAACUAUCCACUAUCUCUUCCAUAGUGGUAAAAACCAUCGGAUGUUCCCUCAGCGCCACAACAGUUACAUCUACCAUCUCAUCCUCUGCUUCCAUUAGCAAAAUCGUUAUUCCAACCGGAUACAGAGAUUCCAUCAUUAGUGCCGAGGCAGGAAAAGCGGCUUGGUAUAAAGCUGGUGUUUCGGGAUUUUCAAGUCAGAUGAGUGUAUACAGUGCUGCGUCGACCAGGACAAGUGGGAUGACCACCGUGGCUUCUUCUACGGGAAAUGCUUCUAGUGUGAAAAGUGGUUCUGCUUCUUCUAGUGUUGCAAGUGUGACGGCAAAGGGAAGUGAGAGCAGUGUUUCUACGGAUGUUUCGAGUGUUACCAGUGCGCCUUCUGCUUCUCAGACAACAGCUUCGGCGAUUGCUGGAGAGAUUUCGUCGCUUCUUGAUAUCUUUUGAGGAUGAGGGUGUAUGAUAUGUGAGAGGGUUGAAUAUUCAGGUAGUAAUAUAUGUGUAUGGAUGGUCAUGUAUCUUGUUCUAUUUAUAUAAAACUAAGCUGUUUGAUCUUUUAAUGGGCAAAUGAAAUUUUUACAUAAUGAUGUGUCCAGCUGACAUCUCCCAUCUAUAAAACACCAUAACUAAUUACUUGAUCUAGGCUGGAUGAAGACAAAAUUAUGUCCAUUGCUGGAAAAGUAAACCUUUUCAGGAUACAAAGUCACACUCUUACCUCAAUGCCAUAGUUCAGCGUAGUCAACCAAGUAGGCUUGAUAAAAGCAAAACCAGAGACAAAUCAUGUUUCGGCAUUCAUGUCACACCUGGUAACAUGGGGACCUCCCUUGUCAAUAGUUUAGUCCAAUUCUCCAGCACUAUCAUGUCAAAUUACCACAGCCACUACAUAGUCAUCUCUGCUCCCGUUAUUUGGCUUAUAUUUCUAUUAAUUAGGGGAAGCUUUGAGAUGGCGCCGUCCUUGGCUUCUGAU
This is a messenger RNA of Sclerotinia trifoliorum, 2157 nucleotides long. The record is from the annotation of a GenBank genome assembly. Lineage: Eukaryota; Fungi; Ascomycota; Leotiomycetes; Helotiales; Sclerotiniaceae.